CUCUUUUAAAAAACCGGUUAUCUGAAUGAACGUCGGCACGGACCAAUGGCGCCGUCCGGGGGCGGAACCCAAGACCUAAUAGGGAGUCGAGGUUCGAUUAGUCUGGUCGGGCGUGUUCCCGAGAAGUGACGUGCCGGGCACGUUAGCCGUAAAUGAAAAUAAGCUGCUAGGAAUUCCAGGAAAAGCGAGGCCAUCCCGAUCGCCGCCACUUCUUAGUAUACGACUUCGAUGCGAAUCGUGGAAAUGCCGAGAGCCAUAAGAAGUGAUUCCAUUCGUUUGUCGGUUUAGUCGGCUCGCGCUCUCACCGUAUCCCAGACAUGUGUUCCUCUACGGGAUUAACACGCUCCCUACCCGAACUGGGUAAGUGUCUACAGUCGGGAGUUGCGAUCCUCGUGUUUUUUUAAUAGUUACGUCACUCGUAGUUGGUCGUGUGUUGUGUGUGUGUAGAGGAAGAUCGAGGUGCCAAGUUGAGUUUACUCUGUGAUACACGCUUGCCCAAAGCCUUAAUGUAUUGGUCGAGUGAUGCGGAUAUCAUGACGAGACGUCAGCCGGCCGACGAGACUUCUAAGUGUCAGUUUGGUACACUGGGAUUCGUGUUCGUGUCUUAUCCCAUCCAACUGGACUCCAUCGGGAGCAAGGCAGUGCGGUGUCAAUCGUCCAGGUCGGACCGUCAUCCCGACGACAUGACGGUCGAUCGGGACUUACAGCGGAUUUCCAGAACGUUGGAGGUGCUAAAUCAGAGCGGAUAUUACUACGAGGGAGUCUCGUGGCAGAAGGCGGCAGAUCUACUGAAGAACACUUCCGUGGGCACGUUCCUGGUCAGGCCCAGUUCCGACUCCAAGUAUCUUUUCGCCCUCAGCGUGCAGACCGAUCGAGGACCCACCAGCGUCAGGAUACAUUACCUUCGAGGGCAGUUCCGUUUGGAUUCCGAGGACUGCGUGGCUCAUCUGAUGCCCCUCUUCGAUUGCGUGGUACAACUGGUCGAGUAUUAUGUCCAGCUGACUCGAUCGGUCAAGGCGUCCUCGUGCGUUUUGGUGGACGGAUCCGGCAGAAGGGACGUGCCCAUUCGUUUGUGUCGGCCCCUGUAUCGUCACGUUCGCUCCCUGCAGCAUCUGUGUCGUCUGAGGGUGAACGGACAGUUGGUGGAAAGUCGUAAAGUUCCGUCCAACCAGGCCUUGGCCACCGACGUCAGGAAACUGGACCUACCUAAUUCCGUCAAGUCCUUCCUCAGGGAAUACCCUUACGUCCACUGACGUCAGGCGACGACGCCAAAGGGACCAAAAAGUAAAAUAAAAUCUCGCCUUCUUCGAACAUAUCUUCCGAGUGUUACGAGACGACGGCCAAAGAUGUCCUCGGAUUUUUUCUACGAGUUUCCGUACCUGACCACACUAUAUUCUUGUAUCAUAGUAACAGAAAAACCGACACAACCUUUAAUUGUAUAUAGCUUACGUAAGUUAUUAAGGCCCCGAAGGGGUGCGUAAAGUUACCAACGCAGCGACGUAUGUAACGUUUUGUCUUUUUAAUUUAUAUCUCUCCAAUCGUGUGCGCGGGAACAAAAUAAAGAAACGAAAAGAAAAAAAAGAAUAAUACAAGUUAUUUAUGCAACAAGUGCCCGGUGUCAACGUCUGUGUUUCUUUUGCCUUCGUAACAAUGGACCGAAAUUCGGGUUACGCGCUACAUUAGGUGUCGCUUUAUAGGUCAGAGUAGUCGCGGGUCGACGGCGUAACGGGGUCGACUGCGUCGUUCCACUUCGGUCCCCGUCUAUAAAUAUAGUUUCGGGACGGGUGCCAAGUGGGUUGGCGUUCGGAUAUCCGCGGCCUUUCGUAGUCGCUCGCCACAAAACUGGUCCCCGCAAAAAACGAGUCGAGGUAAACGACUCGCCAGAACAAUUGUCCGUCUCAACGGGUUUUUAAAGACGAUCCGGUCGACGACCCCCUUCCCUCUACCUCUACCUAUUUCCGAAAGCAACCGUUGACCUACUCCGCACGUUCCCCCACCGACUACAAAACGUAAUCGUAACCCCGGUGACGUCACGCCUAGACCUUGGCCUGCUGGAAAAGCAUCUUCCACGUCUUCAUUUAUACUUUCAUUGAGCGAUGUAAAACGUAAAACAUAAAAAAGAGCGGAGAAAGAAAGAAAAAAAGACAUUCGUUUCGAAUCGGGAGAGAAGCGCGUAAUUUAAGAUUACGGAAUCGAAUGGCGAAAGGAGGACAUUCUAAGAAAAUGACGUGGUGGUAGCGCGCGCGACGAUGUCACGGUCGAAGGACGAGUCGCGUCACGCGCGCUUCGCUCCAAUGGCGGAUUACGACGGUGCCGACGUCAUUAACCGUGAAUCGAAACCGUAAUGUCCCCAUUGGGUUUGCUGCCAGGACGAGACUUUCUCUUUUUUUUUUUAUCUUCGAGCGACGCUAACUACAAACAGAUGCGUUCUCGGUUUACACUUUGUAGCGCCGCCGGAGGAGCGAGCUUCGAUCCUACGCGAUAUUUAAAUCUUCUAAGUUUAGUAAACGGUUUCUAUAUAAAUAUUUGGAGCGUUGUUAGGGGAACAAAACAUUUUGGUCGAUGGAAACCGAACGAAAACUCGAUAUCGCCGGUUUCGCUUCACCUUCCCGGAAAAACAAUAGACUAAACAAUAACCGUUUACGUCAUCAACACUCGCAUUCCUCGAGACCGUCGCUCGGAUGGAGUGACGUCGU
Centruroides sculpturatus (bark scorpion) is the source of this 2696-nucleotide messenger RNA. Its product is annotated as suppressor of cytokine signaling 2-like. Gene Ontology annotation, cellular component: phosphatidylinositol 3-kinase complex. Gene Ontology annotation, biological process: phosphatidylinositol phosphate biosynthetic process; intracellular signal transduction. The transcript has a single exon. Lineage: Eukaryota; Metazoa; Arthropoda; Arachnida; Scorpiones; Buthidae. Bases 507 to 1253 code for a protein of 248 amino acids. The record is from RefSeq and is a predicted model, not a curated record. Gene Ontology annotation, molecular function: 1-phosphatidylinositol-3-kinase regulator activity.